This is a messenger RNA of Linum tenue, 3271 nucleotides long. The record is from the annotation of a GenBank genome assembly. Lineage: Eukaryota; Viridiplantae; Streptophyta; Magnoliopsida; Malpighiales; Linaceae.
GAACGAACGACUACGGAAACGCUAAACACUAAACAGAGAUCGGGGGCCAUCGACUCAGUCAUCAUCGUCUAACCAGUGACAGUAGUUCCGAUCGGAAACAGCCGAACUGUCUGACUGACUGGCGAUUGAGAAGAAGAUAAAAAGAACCGUCUCCGUUCGCCGCCGCUUUGCUUACUGAUCGGAAAAGCAAAGGAGAGACAGGAAAUGGACGCGGAACUGCUCGAAUUACAGCGCCAGUUCGAGUUCGCCCAGCAGGCGAAAUCGAGCAUCCGGUUAUCCGACAGAAACGUAGUGGAAUUGGUGCAGAAGCUUCAAGAGCUUCACAUCAUCGAUUUCGACCUUCUCCACACCGUCUCCGGCAAAGAGUACAUCACCCCUGAGCAACUGCGGCGGGAAAUCGUGGCGGAAGUAGGCAAAUCAGGGCGUGUGUCGUUGAUAGACCUUUCGGAUGUUAUUGGUGUUGAUCUCUACCAUGUUGAGAAACAAGCUCAGCAAGUCAUUUCCGAUGAUCCUCAGCUUAUGUUACUUCAAGGAGAAAUUAUAUCUCAAAGUUAUUGGGACAAUGUUGCUGAAGAGAUCAACGAGAGGCUUCAAGAAUGCAGCCAAAUAGCUUUGGCAGAACUUGCUGCACAGUUAAAUGUUGGUUCUGAAUUUGUAGCAUCUAUGGUGGAAUCCCGCCUUGGAACUUUGGUGAAAGGUAGACUUGAAGGUGGGCAAUUAUAUACGCCAGCUUAUGUUGCUAGAGUUAGUGCCAUGGUUCGUGGUGCUGCCAGAGCUAUCACCGUGCCAACCAACUUGUCCUUACUUUGGAGCAAUCUACAGUUGCUGCUGCAUGAAAUGGAUGGAGCAAGUGGUGUGGCCAUAGAAAGUUCAUUUUUCCAAUCCAUGUUCAAUACCCUGCUGAAGGAAGGAGAGGUCCUUGGAUCACUUCGCGCUGGAGUUCACUGGACACCAACUGUGUUUGCCAAUGCUCAAAAGGAAUGUGUAGAUUCAAUGUUCUCACAGAAUUCUUUUGUUAGCUAUGAUGCUAUGCAAAAGCUUGGUAUUGCACAGGCUCUGCAGUUUUUACAGUCCAGAUAUCCUGAUGGCAUACCUUUAGAUACUGUAUUUGUGCACCCAUCCAUGAUUGAGAUGUUAGAUACUUCUAUUGAGGACGCUGUUGAACAUGGUAGUUGGAUUGAUUCUCUUUCUGUAUUACCUACAUCGUUUGGGUCCCAAGAUGCAUCAAAGAUUUUGUCACUUUGUCCUUCUUUUCAGUCAGCGUUGAAGGAUAACAAAGGGCUAGUCUUGGGAGAUUCAUUUGUUUUCAGCAAUGCUUUUCUCAAGGAUCUCUACGAUCGUGUUGAGAAAGAAACAGAGACAUUUACCUUCUCAGGUUCUUCUGGUGCUAUCGUAACAGAUGAGCCAAUCAAGGAAGCUAAAUCAUCUGGAAGAUCAACCGAUUCAAACGAAACUGUUAAUGAUAGAAAAAAGAAAAAGGGGAAAUCUGCUGGUCCGAAAGCAGAAGAAACCAUUCCAGAUGAUGAUUAUGUUCCCAUAAAGGGAAAGAAAAGCCAAAGGAAAGGCAAGGGUGGUGCAUCUGGUCAAGUAUCCGAUUCAAAAUCUGCUGCUAAGAAAGAUUCAGCCAAAAAGCAAGAGGAGAAUAUUAUCUAUCCUUCAGAAGAAUGGAUUAUUGAAAAGAUACUGGCCUUGAUUCCUGAUCUUGAAGAACAAGGUAUAGAAGAUCCACAGACAGUAUUGAAACCAAUUGCUAACCAUAUGAGACCGAUGUUGAUGAGCUCUUUGAAGGAGAGAAGAAAGGCAUUGUUUACAGAAAAUGCCGAUAAAAUUAAACAGUUGCUUAAUAAUUUGCAAAAGAAACUCGAAGAGUCUUUCUUAAAUACACAGCUGUAUGAAAAAGCACUAGACUUAUUUGAUGAUGACCAAUCCACUUCAGUAAUUCUGCAUAAGCAUCUGUUAAGAACAAUGGGUGCAACAAUGACAGAUCUUCUCCUGCAUAACUUGGAUGUUCACAACCAAUUGAAGAAUGGAGUCUCGGUUGAAGAAUCUUCAGAAGCCAUAACAUUGAGUUCUGCAGAAAGAACAGCUCUUGUACAAGCUUCUGCUCUGAUUUUAAGCAUAUUGACAUUGAUCAGAAGUUUCAUGCACGAUAAUGGUUUGUUUCUCAUGGUGGUCCUACUUCUUAUGCAGGCUAAAAGUUUUCCUGGAUCCCUAUCAAGGAAGGCUCAAGCACUUGUAGAAGCUCUAGAAGGGAAGAACGUGGAAGGAUUUUUAACUUCACUGCGGGAGACUGCAGAAGAGAGUGGCUUAUACUUGAGACAGCUUGACAAGAAAUUGGAGAGAACUAUUUUGCACGCAUAUCGCAAGGAUCUGACAGCUCAAGUUUCUGUGGAAACUGAUCCAGUUGCUCUUCUGCCUAGAGUUGUUUCCCUUCUUUACAUCCAGAUUCACAACAAAGCUCUACAGGCUCCUGGGAGAGCCAUUUCUAUUGCAGUUUCUCGGUUGAAGGAUAAACUGGGUGAUGCACCAUACAAGAUCCUGACAGAUUACCAAUCUGCAACAGUGACACUUUUGUCUCUGUCGUCGGCAGCAACUGGUGAUGAAGAAGACUGUACAUCCGAUAGAAUUUUGAGCAAAAGGGAGCUUUUGGAGAACCUAAUGCCUGCACUGAAGGGCCUUGUUCUGAGUCCCAAAUUGCCACAGUCACAAUCAUAAGUUAGACUGUUUGUCAAAGUCGUAUAGGGAUUUAGAAGUUGAAUCCUGUGGAGUUGUCCAUGGCGGUUCUCUGAUCCAAUAGGCAUAGCACACAUCUUUGCAUUUUCAACUGGGGGUUGGCUGAAGAAUUGGAUUUGACAAGCCUUUAGGUUGUGUUGUUGUGUCGUUAUUUUCUGGGGAGGCCUAGCCGUUGAUGGACUGUCUAGCUAUUUUUGGUCGAGAAAGUAUCCAGAUGGACAGAUGCCAAACAAUUGUACUUGGCUUUGGUUUAUACUACAUGAGAUGUGCGAUAUGUGAAAAAAGGGCGAUUUACAUAGAACCUUUUUGUAUUAGAAACUUUGGGUUCAGAUGUUGCUAAUUGCACUAGCAAUUUCUCAAUGGGUGUUGUCUUACCAAUAGGAUUGUCAAUGAGAUAAGAUGUUCGCAAGCAGCUCAACUCGGGAAAAAUUGGUUCAAAUUUCAUGUCAUAAAGAGCUUGAACUAAGUCUUAUUCAGGUUGCGAGGCUCACAAAUCAGCUUGACUAAAUGAUUUGUUGAGCUCACCACGUUAACUGUC